This is a messenger RNA of Anisakis simplex (herring worm), 612 nucleotides long. The record is from the annotation of a GenBank genome assembly. NCBI's taxonomy places the organism in Eukaryota, Metazoa, Nematoda, Chromadorea, Rhabditida, Anisakidae.
GAAACCGUUUUCCAAUAUAGUGCUGGCUACUUGCAGAUGUGUCGAAAACACAUUGAAAGUAUCUAUGACACCGACGAUAUUUCUUCGUAUUUAUCUAGGAAAGAAAUAGAGCUACAAUGCCAUUGGAAUCCAAUCUUCACAGGUGAUGAUCUCACAGAUUUUAGUUCAGCAACGCUAGCAAUUGAAAAACGUUUAGCGAUACCAGCAUUAAUGCAUGUAAUUGGUACUGCAAUUUGCUACUCAGCCUUUUGUUUAGGCACAUUUGGACAUAUCGAACGUAGCUCAUGCACAAUUGUUUCAGCAAUUUUAUAUAUAUGUGGAGGAUUGGUCAUUUUAAUGGGUGUACUACAAUUCGUGUGUGUUGUUGAUGACGAAUUGGCUCCACGAAUGAAACCGAACGCUGCUGGAGAACCAUCAAAAUUUGGUUUCGAAUACGGGUAUUCGUUUUUCUUCUCAUCCUUAUCAUUCUUACCGUUGCAAAUGUGCGCCUGCUUUCAUGCAUUUCUAUAUUUUCGUCGUUAUCCAACAGCAAUCGACAAAAUGAAAGUUGUACCGGGACUCGAAUCAAAAAGUAUGUUUUAUUUCACCUUCCACAUCUCAUCAUUCACAUAA